This is a messenger RNA of Toxotes jaculatrix (banded archerfish), 4591 nucleotides long. RefSeq names its product corticotropin-releasing factor receptor 1-like. The transcript has 14 exons. Gene Ontology annotation, cellular component: plasma membrane; neuron projection. The record is from RefSeq and is a predicted model, not a curated record. NCBI's taxonomy places the organism in Eukaryota, Metazoa, Chordata, Actinopteri, Toxotidae. The coding region runs from base 750 to 2135 and encodes 461 amino acids. Gene Ontology annotation, biological process: adenylate cyclase-activating G protein-coupled receptor signaling pathway; cell surface receptor signaling pathway. Gene Ontology annotation, molecular function: corticotrophin-releasing factor receptor activity; G protein-coupled peptide receptor activity; corticotropin-releasing hormone binding.
CCCACCCCUUUCCAAAAUCACUUUACCCGGGUCUGUCCUUUAACUUUCUCAAAGCAGCGACGUCUAGAUUGCAAAGAGAUUAAAGAUUAGGAUCUGGAACAGCGGAGGGCAGCUGCAUAAUUAACUCCACGACCAGGAAUUGAGUUAUUCCUGAGUCGCGUCGGAUUCUCCUGACAAAGUGACACAACGUGGGCGGCGCGUUGAGCAGACGGUCUGUACCACCGCGGCGGCUCCGCGCAGGAGUCAGAAGCUGGACCGGAGGCGGUGGAGUACGACGGUGCAGCUCGGAGUAACCUGCGGAGUAAGCCAUGCAUGUGAGAGGAGUUUUGGUCCGGGGCCAGGCUGGAAGGGUACGGUAGGACCCGUCUCGUGGUGGGUGCGCGUCUCUCCAAGGUGGAUUCGGUUUCCAGCCCUGUAACACAAACUGACGGAGCGACUUCAUCUGAGCAGCCUGUUCACAAGAGACCGAGCCGGACGGAAAGGACAGUUCAUCACCCGAAGGCCGGCUGAAAUAUUCCCCGGGCUCUUCGUUAAAGGAUCGCGAUGGAACAAACCCUGUGAUUUUAUCUGUGCAGCUCGUUUGGAGGCUGAUUGGUUUCUGUCGGGCUACGCGCCUUCGCUUCUGCUGACAUUCCCGACAACAAACGCAUCUUUGGCACCUUCGGAAAAUUGUGUUGUCGCGACUUUGCUUUGCACAGUGAAAGUCGGAGGAGUCGGUGGAGUGUCGGUGGAGUGAGGGAGCGAGGUGCAUGAAAACAUCUCGCCAAGUCGGAAGAAGACAUUUAACGACACGUGAAAAUGAUGUGAAGAAUAAAAGCGUGGAAAUGCGUCGCAAAUGCUUCUUUCUGCUCGAGGUGUGUGCCGUCAUCAGCUUUCUGCCGUCAGCCUCUUUAGCAGAUUUGACAUGUGAAGCUCUGCUCAUGCUGUCAGGGAAUUUCUCAUUACAGUCCCUGGCCGCGUCCUGGAACCAAACCCUGAGCAAUGCCACAGGUCAGUGGAGUGGUUCGGGACUCUACUGUGACACCUCCAUCGAUGGCAUUGGCACCUGCUGGCCCAGGAGCAGCGCCGGCCAGAUGGUGUCACGACCCUGUCCAGAGAUGUUCUUCGGUGUCAGAUACAACACCACGAAUAAUGUUUAUCGGAAAUGUCUUGCAAAUGGGACAUGGGCGUUGAAGGGGAACUACUCCAUGUGUAAGGCCAUACUUCACGAGGAGAAAAAAAGCAAGAUGCACUACCAGAUAGCUGUGAUCAUAAACUUCCUGGGUCACUGCAUCUCGAUGGUGGCUCUGCUCAUCGCCUUCUUCCUCUUCUUGUGUUUGAGGAGCAUCCGCUGCCUGAGAAACAUCAUCCACUGGAACCUCAUCACCGCCUUCAUCCUGAGGAACGCCACCUGGUUCAUCGUCCAAAUAACCAUGAGCCCCGAGGUGCACGAAAGUAACGUGGUGUGGUGUCGCCUCGUCACCGCCUCGUUCAACUAUUUCCACUCCACCAACUUCUUUUGGAUGUUUGGCGAGGGCUGUUACCUCCACACCGCCAUCGUCCUCACCUACUCCACCGACAAGCUGCGCAAGUGGAUGUUCAUCUGCAUCGGCUGGUGUAUACCAUUCCCCAUAAUUGUGGCGUGGGCCAUUGGGAAGCUCUACUACGACAAUGAGAAGUGCUGGUUUGGGAAGCGAGCUGGCGUCUACACAGACUACAUCUACCAGGGCCCCAUGAUUCUUGUGUUGGUGAUCAAUUUCAUCUUCCUCUUCAACAUCGUGCGAAUCCUGAUGACCAAACUGCGAGCCUCGACCACGUCGGAGACCAUCCAGUACAGGAAAGCUGUGAAAGCGACUCUGGUGCUCCUCCCUCUCCUGGGAAUCACCUAUAUGCUGUUUUUUGUCAACCCGGGGGAAGAUGAGAUCUCUCAAAUCGUCUUCAUAUAUUUCAACUCCUUUCUGGAAUCCUUCCAGGGCUUCUUUGUGUCAGUGUUUUACUGCUUCCUAAACAGUGAGGUGCGUUCGGCUGUGAGGAAGCGGUUCCACCGAUGGCAGGAGCAGCACUCCAUCCGGGCCAGGAUGACCCAGGCCAUGUCCAUCCCCACUUCACCUUCACGGGUCAGCUUUCACAGCAUCAAGCAGUCCACGUCGCUAUGAGAGGCAAAACCAGCUUUGUCCUACAUACGUGCUUUGGGAGAAACCUCCAGCUGCUGUUGUCAUCAUUUUCUGCCUCAUCACUGGAGGACACUGAAAGACUAGAGAGCAAGAGAGGGAGAGACUGCAUCAGUCUCCCAAACCUCAGGAGGGACAUUAGACAUUCUGGAGAAAAUGGAUGGGGGCGAGGAAUAAGGACACUGCAGACUUUGUGAAAUGAGAGGUUAGUGGAUCAAACGAUGCACGUGACCAAGCUGAGUUUGGAUGUGAAUGUACAGCACUCCAUAUUCUUUUAUGUUUGCCUGCCGUAGAAAUUCUCUGUUGUAUUUCUGCUUGCACACUGUUACUUUUGCUUUCUUGCAUCAGUGGGAACUUGGAUCUUGUGCCACUGGACUGCACUGAACUGGAUUCCACCCCGGCGGACACUGGACUCAAAUGCUGCAGGGGCAGUGACUAAGUUAUUACCAUGAAACUUUCAGAUUUUAUUUUCAUUUUUUCUAAUUUUAUUUUGUUGUCACAAACAAUUGUCUGAUCUUAGUGUUUGUGUUAAUUUGGUGUUGUGCUAUCUUCCUCUGUUGUCAGUCAGCUUGGUGCAGUCGUGCUUCUUUCAUCAACUUUCCAGGAGGGUUAAACACAUUCCACACGAUCUGCCUGAAGAGUUUUGUUCCAGAAUAAUGCGUCUACCGUGAACACAUCUGUGGCGUUUACUGCUGUCGCUAAAAUCAAACACAUAAUGGGCUUGAAAUUUGUUUUCUUUUUGAGAAUGUUAUGCAUGAAGCGAGAGACAAGAGGAGCCUCAGACGUAACAUACAGCGAUAAGAUCCAUCUCAGUAACACCUCUCUCUUUAGGAAUGAUUUAAUCCAAACUGGAUGUUGAGUUUGACUAAAAUAAUUAAACCUGAUCUAAUUUUUUUUCCACUCAGGUUGGCACAAUAAGCUGUAAAUUAUCAUAUGAUCAUAUGCAGCUGUUAUGAGGAGCAUGUUAGCAAACAGUUGCUUGAUUACAUGUCCAUCAGGGACAAUGCAACGUUAGCAUUCAUUUCAGGUCUGUUUUGUGGCCACCUGAUGAAUGUAAGUCCAAUGUUCCACCUCUUUUAUCCCUGUUUUUGGCCUCUACCAGCUCCUGGAGGAAAUAUCUGUCUCUGUAGCUGCUAAAAGCUCCACUGUUCACCAGCUGCUCUCUGACUGAGUCUGUCUGCUGGUGGCUGCUGAGCAGGUUGUGUACAGGGUUGUUUUUUUUAUAGCUUUUAUAUUGAAAACAGCUUCCUGCUGCACCUAAAACCGACUGAGACUUAACCAGAAGUUGUGACCUGGAAAUCCAAAACAAUCCAAAAGAUAAAUACCUCGGAGUGGUGCAGUUUUAAGUCAGUCACAAGACACAACAUACAAAGACUGCUGGAUGUUUGGAAGCUCCAGAAAAUGCCAAGAACAGGAACAAGAGUUGAGAUGAUUUUUGUCAAACUCCCACGGUAUUAACACUCAUAAAUAUAUAUAUAAUAUUUUUAUUUGGAACAAAACUCUUCAGCUAAAUAAAGAGACUUACUAUUGUUGCCUCUCUACCAGCAAGCCACAUACAGGGAAUCUUUAGCUGAGAAGGAUAAAUCCAGUCAGGAAGAUGUUCAUUCUUGCAACUACCAAGUGACUUUCUGUGGUGAUUGGUCGGCUUGAAGCACGACACCUGAGCGAGCUGUGCAGUAACUUUGUUUACUGAUUUAUUGUAAAUAUAAAUUCUAGAGCGGGGUGUUAAAAUCCAGUGAAGUCGUCACAGAUAUAAACCAAAAAAAAAGACAAACCACACACUGUAAAUCAUAUGGGCACAUUAUCCAUGUGAUCAGCAACGUGCAGUCCACAUUCCUACUAUACCAGUAUGCCUAGCACCUGUGCAUUUUUAUGAACUGCUAUUUAUGUCAAAUUGUAUAUGAACCUCAUCUGUUUGUUGCCCUUAAGUUAAAUUUCAUUGUGUUUUUUUUUUUUAUCCCUUUCAAGUGAUGUGUGAGCUCUGGUUGUUAUAAAAAGUCAGAUUGUUUAAGACAACAGAUUUUCACACGCCACUGCGAUGUGUAUUAUUCUCAUUGAUAUAUGCUCAAAUUAAAGAAAAGUCUAGUUAUCAUGCACUUUUUGCAAUGUAAAGAAAGUUUCCCCAGUAAGAAAAGUUAAUGUUAUAACGUUUUUGUUUUUGUUUUUAACUGCAGCAACCAAAAGUUUGAUGUCAGCGGGAAUAUGUUGGUGACAUGUUUUCAUUCCAGCACAGUGAAAAGCAUUUGGUCAAACAAAGAGAAACAUCCACUGACACUGACUUCUCCAUAGUUAUGUGGUACAUGUGUUGGUCAAUCAAAGUCACAAUGUAAUUCACGAUAUUAUUUAUUGUUAUUUAUUUCCGAUAUUGUUAUUUUCAUACUUGAAAAGACGUCAUGGUAUAAUAAACAGUGUGUUGCAUUCGACUGAAUGAAAAAUUUAAC